CUUCACCAGAGUGAUUCGGUUCAAAUUUUGAAAGAGAACACGAAGAUGUGACAAAAUAAGUUUUUGAAUGUUUAUUUCAUCAAUCAUCUGCUUAGUAUAUACAUUAGAAGAUUAACGAACAUAUCCGCUAGUUACCAGGGAAUAAACCAGCGCUUUCCUGAAAAUCUGAGGUACUGAAAAGAGGCAUUUUAUGAACGAAAAAAAUUGAAAAUAACCAAAAUGGAGGCAGUCUCAAAACACGAUUUCAAUGCGACUGCUGAAGACGAAUUAAGCUUCAAGAAGGGAACAACAUUAAAGAUCCUGAAUAUGGAAGAUGACAAAAAUUGGUUCAAGGCAGAAAAAGAUGGCAAAGAAGGCUUCAUUCCAAGCAACUACAUACAAAUGAAGCCACAUCCGUGGUACUUGGGAAAGAUCAGUCGUAAUGAGGCAGAGAGGCUUCUCUUGGAACACAAUGCAAGCCAAGCAUUAACCCAACCAGAUGGGGCGUUCCUGGUCAGGCCAAGUGAGAGUACUCCUGGGGACUUUUCCCUCUCUGUUAAAUUUGGUGAUACUGUCCAACAUUUUAAAGUCCUAAGAGACAACGGCGGCAAAUACUUCCUCUGGGUGGUGAAGUUUAACUCAUUGAAUGGUCUAGUGGAAUAUCAUCGAACCUCCUCAGUCAGCCGUAAUCAACAGAUUUUCCUAAAAGAUAUGGUAAUAGAAAAGCCAAUGGUUGUCGCACAGUUUGACUUCAAUGCUGACGAAGCUGAUGAACUGACAUUUAAACGCGGAGAUUUAAUAACGGUCUUAGAUCAAAAUGAUAACAAUUGGUGGAUGGGUGAAAUAAAAGACAUGUAUGGACAAACACAAAAAGGACUGUUCCCAAAAACAUAUGUACAACCCCACGUGUCAUCAGUUGCUAAUGAUAGUGGUGCACGGUGAAAUUAACAAUGACUUCUGAAUACAGAUACUGAAUCAAUCAGAAAAAGCCUUUUCCAGGAGGAAUGGAGCCAUAAACAAUUUGGAUUUGUUCAGAUUUGUAUUGUUUACCUGGAUUAUUGUAGAGUACUGUGUGAGAUACUUAAUUGAAGAUGUAUAGAGACAACAUUUGGUAUGAUAUCCACAUUGGACAGAGAGAUGACAUUGGUAGUAGCUGAGCAUCGUACUCUUCGCCUCACUUGCAGUCCCAUACUUUCUUUGCUCAAAAGAGCCAACAGUCAUUCAUUCAUUUGUAAUUAAUACCUUAAUUUCAUCGUAUAGUGACACCCCAGUUCUUCUCUGGGCCUAUAUGACACCCAGUUCUGACAUGGGUUUAUAUGACACCCAGU
Messenger RNA from Owenia fusiformis, 1307 nucleotides. The record is from the annotation of a GenBank genome assembly. Lineage: Eukaryota; Metazoa; Annelida; Polychaeta; Sabellida; Oweniidae.